Aspergillus calidoustus is the source of this 1494-nucleotide messenger RNA. The record is from the annotation of a GenBank genome assembly. Lineage: Eukaryota; Fungi; Ascomycota; Eurotiomycetes; Eurotiales; Aspergillaceae.
AUGGACAAGAAAUCCUUCAGGGUGAUCAUUGUGGGGGGAUCCAUUGCGGGGCUGACUUUAGCCCAUUGUCUCGACCGCGCCCAAAUCGACUAUGUCAUCCUGGAACGGCGGGCCGAGGUGGCUCCACAGGAGGGCGCCUCGCUCGGUAUUAUGCCCAAUGGAGCACGGAUCCUGCAGCAACUGGGACUCUACAGCAAACUCGAGGAGCUGAUACACCCGCUCAAGGAGGCCCACCUGAACUACCCCGAUGGAUUCAGCUAUACCAGUCAGUAUCCGAGGUUGCUGCGCGAGAGGUUCGGUUACCCGCUGGCCUUUCUAGAUCGGCAAAAGGUCCUGGAACUGCUCGGAGCCAGCCUGCCCUGCCCGGACAAGCUCCAUGUGAACACAAAGGUUUUCCGAGUCGACGAACUGGCCGACGGUCUACGCGUGCAUACUGCCUCCGGGGCCUGCUACGAUGGGGACAUUGUCGUUGGUGCGGAUGGCGUCCACAGCGUUGUGCGUCAAGAGAUGUGGCGCCUUUCUGGAACAUCCUCGACGCAUGAAAAGAAGCGAAUGCGGGUCGAGUACGCGUGCGUCUUUGGCAUCUCGUCGGCGCUGCCCAAUCUCCCGGCAGGGGAGCAAAUAACAUGCUACAACAAGGGCUGGAGCAUUCUCAGCGUCGUCGGAAAGAAUGGCCGGCUCUACUGGUUUCUGUUUUACAAGCUAGAUCGGAAAUAUGACUACAUGACCGCCCCGCGUGUCUCCACUGAAGAUGCUGUGCGUCGUUGCUCCGCCCUAGCCGCAGAGCCCUUCUGGCAAGAUAUCACCUUUGGAGACGUCUGGGGUGCUCGCGAGACAUUUAAUGUUACCAGGCUAGAUGAGUACGUCCUACCCGAGUGGACGUAUGGGAAUAUCAUUUGCAUCGGGGAUAGUGCGCACAAGAUCGCGCCUCAUACAGGCCAAGGAGCCAACUGCGCCAUGGAAGACGCCACAGCGCUAGCCAACGCACUGCAUCAAGCGCUGCAGCACAACCUAGAAAGGAACUACCGCCCAUCGCCCGCCGAAACCAGCCAACUGCUCAAGUCCGUCGCGGCCGCCCGUCGAGCGCGCAUGAGCGGCGUCGCCCACUCGGCCAAGAUGAGUACGCGCCUUCAAGCGCUUGAUGGACUCCUCUGCCGCCUGGUCGCGCGGUAUUAUUUCCCGUAUGCCGGGGAGAUGCUGGCGGACCUGGCGUCCAAGGGGAUUGCUGCUGGCGCGCCCAUGGUGCGCUAUCUUCCUGUGCCGGAGCGGUCGGGGCCGGGGUGGGACAUUUUUGGCAGGGAGAAGAAGAAGACGAAGAAGAACGAGAAGAACAGCAUCAAAAACAAGACGACAAGGAGCAGCCUGGGACGCGUGCUUUCUUCUUCUAUAGCCACGCUCGCGUCUAUUGCUCUUAUAUGCCUGCUUUGGUUUCCGGCGCAGCUGGCGGCGUUCUCUCGUAGCAUGACCAGGGGUUCGUUGACUGUUGAUUGGUGA